AUGCCAUUUGUCGGGAUAUUUCUAAUCUAUAUCUACAUAAGAAGGCACUUAGCAAUAGACAAGAACGUUGAAGAAUUUUUGCAGGCUCACAACAACUUUUUGCCCAUAAGAUACUCUUACUCGAAUAUUAAGAAGAUCACUGCAAAUUUUAAGCACAAAUUAGGAGAAGGGGGAUACGGUCUACGAAGCAGCAAUGAAGUGGUCAUCAAGAUUUUGAAGCAGUCCAAGGGCAACAGUCAAGAUUUUAUCAAUGAAGUGGCUACUAUUGGAAGAAUUUACCAUGUCAAUGUAGUGCAACUCAUUGGUUUUUGCUUUGAAGGCUCGAAACAAGCUCUCGUGUAUGAUCUCAUGUCGAAUGGAUCUUUGGAUAAGCAAAUUUUCACUGAGGAAGGUGAUAAGUUUCUUGAUUACAAGAAAAUAUAUGAGAUUGCUCUUGGGGUGGCAAGAGGGAUUGAAUAUUUACAUCGGGGGUAUGACAUACAAAUACUACACUUUGAUAUCAAGCCUCACAAUAUUCUUUUGGACAAGAAUUUCACUCCGAAAGUUUCUAACUUUGGACUCGCCAAACUUUAUCCUGCUAAUCAUAGCAUAGUCUCAUUGACUGCUGCAAGAGGGACCUUAGGACAUAUGGCACCUAAGUUGUUCUAUAGAAACAUCGGUGGUGUAUCUUAUAAAGUGGACGUCUAUAGCUUUGGGAUGUUGCUCAUGGAAAUGGCAGGUAAACACAUCGGUAAGAGGGCAAGGACAAAAAUGAUGGGUGAAGGUGAUGGACAUCGAGAAUCUUUCUCCUUUGGUUCUGUUUCGGAUAGUAGCGCCGUGGAGCUCAUGAACUCUUUGGAGAAUGAUCUGGUCUCGAUUCCUUCCGAGACAUCUCCGAGGAUUUGCUCUUUCUGGAUGGUUCGAUUUGAGCGGUUUUCUUUGCGUCUGUAG
Messenger RNA from Eucalyptus grandis, 930 nucleotides. Its product is annotated as rust resistance kinase Lr10-like. Gene Ontology annotation, biological process: protein phosphorylation. The coding region runs from base 1 to 930 and encodes 309 amino acids. The record is from RefSeq and is a predicted model, not a curated record. Gene Ontology annotation, molecular function: protein kinase activity; ATP binding. Lineage: Eukaryota; Viridiplantae; Streptophyta; Magnoliopsida; Myrtales; Myrtaceae. The transcript has 2 exons.